Aureobasidium melanogenum CBS 110374 is the source of this 1713-nucleotide messenger RNA. RefSeq lists its product as uncharacterized. The record is from RefSeq and is a predicted model, not a curated record. The coding region runs from base 1 to 1713 and encodes 570 amino acids. The transcript is spliced from 2 exons. Gene Ontology annotation, molecular function: NEDD8 activating enzyme activity. Lineage: Eukaryota; Fungi; Ascomycota; Dothideomycetes; Dothideales; Saccotheciaceae. Gene Ontology annotation, biological process: protein neddylation. Gene Ontology annotation, cellular component: cytoplasm.
AUGGCAGCCAACGCAGAGGCCACGCCGCCUCCUCUCCAGGGAGUGCCUACAUCCAAGGAAAAGAGAUACGACAGACAGCUCCGUCUCUGGGCUGCCAGCGGACAAGCCGCCCUGGAACAAGCCCACAUCCUGCUCAUCAACAACGGUCCUGGCGUCGUCGGUGUCGAGACUCUCAAGAACCUGAUCCUUCCUGGCAUUGGUCACUUCACUAUCCUGGACUCUACUCUUGUCUCGGAACAAGACCUGGGCGUCAACUUCUUCCUCGACGAGAGCACUCUGGGAACCUUCCGCGCCGAAUCGAGCCGCCGCCUGCUGCAAGAACUGAACCCAGAUGUUCAAGGACACGCCAUUACCGAGCCACUCUCAGCUUUUAUCGCUAGAGAAGCCGCUCUCAAUCCAUACACCCUCAUCCUCGUCACCGCUCCCAUCGCUCCCGACGUGCUUGACGUCGUCUCAGCCCAUUGCCAGACACACCACGUACCUCUGUUCUACAUCCAUUGCUCUGGCUUCUACUCGCACUUUUCUCUCUCACUACCCCCAGCCUUCCCUAUAGUCGAUACCCACCCCGAUCCUGCUUCCACAACCGAUUUGCGCCUGCUCGCUCCAUGGCCCGAACUUGUCCAAUUCCAAAAAGAGAAGACCAGCAACCUUCAGGCAUUGUCGUCUGAGGACAUUGGUCACGUUCCAUACCUUCUGCUUCUGCUACACUUCCUUGACGAAUGGCGUGCAUCUCACAACGGCCAACCACCUCAGUCAUACCAGGAGAAGACUGACUUCCGCAACAUGGUCGCAAAAGCUUCUCCACCUGAUGAAGAGAACUUUGCCGAAGCCACUGCUGCAAUCAUCAAGUCAUUGAACCCUCCCACCGCUCCUGGCUCCGUCCUCGCUGUGCUUGAUGCUCCUGAAACAAAAUCUCUGGAGCCUACCUCAUCCGCAUUCUGGUUCAUCGCCAAUGCUGUUCACACCUUCUACUCUACCCAUCAUCAACUUCCUCUUCCUGGUGCGGUGCCCGAUAUGAAGGCUAGAAGUGCCGACUACAUCCAGCUGCAGAACAUAUAUAAGUCAAAGGCCCGCAAGGAUGCUGCAGAGGUGCUGCAAACUGUCCGAGCACUCGAAGCUAGCGUUGGUCGCACGGAGCCCAUCGACGAGAAGGAAGUCGAGGCUUUCUGCAAGGGUGCUGCUCACAUCAAGUUGGUGCGUGGAAAGCCUCUUCGCAUUGCACGUGGUGAUGCCCCACUGCACUGGGGUGAAGAAACUGCCAAAUCUGCUGUUGAACACCUCAACAACUUGACAUUUGGCCUGGAUAGCGGUAUCCUGCACUACAUUGCCUUUGUCGCUUGGGAUGCAUUUGUCGGUAGCCACAACGUCGACGCACUUGGCGGAGAGCCUAGAGUCCCUGGCUCGACUGAUGCUGACAUUGAAGCUGAUACUGAAAAGAUGGUCGGCAUUGCUUUGAAUAUCAUAGAUUCUCUGAUCAAUGAAGCUGGCACUUUCAUCGAGAAUCCCGGAUAUGAUGAGCUCAAGGCAAAAUGCGCCAACAUUGUGCGCGAACUUGUUCGUGCCGGUGCAUCCGAGCUCCACAAUAUCGGCUCUUUGGUCGGUGGUAUGGUAGCCCAAGAAGUCAUCAAGGUCAUCACGAAGCAAUACGUGCCCAUCGACAACACAUGCAUCUUCGAUGGCAUUGAGAGCAAGGCCUCCGUUCUCCGAGUCUGA